AUGGGUGAUCUUUUCCACCAGCUCGAGGCAGAAUACUGUCCACCAAUUGAUUCCGCUCUUUUCUCUGCCAUUGUCUCUGACUAUGACUUGACCGAUUCCAACGCCGCUACUGAGCUCAGGGCUACAUUGGACGCCCUCAAAGCUACCGCUAUCGAAGAAGAGGCCACGGGCUUCGAUGCCUCUGGAAGCGGCACUCAACAUGAAGACUACAGCCCAGGACAUCCAGCUUCUGUUCCAGGAUCUGCUUCUGCAUCGCGCGAAACCGACAUGACCAGCCUCUCCAACGGCCUAUCAAGCGUUGAUCUGGACUCUGAAGGCUCUCCGGACCGCGCUGAAUACGAUUUCGAGGCUUGCGACCAAAACACAAAAGUUUCAAUUCUCAAGGAAAUAUUUCCUUCGCUUUCAGAGUACUCGAUCUCGCACACACUCGCCCAUCACGAGUCAAAAUGGAAGCCCGCAUUCGACGAUCUACUGAACCAAGUUUAUUUCGAGGAAGGCGGGACUAUUGAUGGAAAAGACAAGGUGUCGGCUAAGGGCGUCGAUGCUUUCAGCGAGGAAAAUGUAGUCAAAAGAGGUCGGAAAGGGAAGAAACGCGGCAAGAACAUCAAGGUCAUCGAUGCUACGAGGUCAUCUUCGCUGCCCACCGAAUCGCGACCAGCAACAAACCAAUGGCAGACUGCUAAAAGUGAUGUCGAUUUCAUCUCGGAUCGCGCAAAUAUCCCCUCUCAGGUUGUGCUAUCGUUAUACAACCAAGAAAGCCGUUCCGUCCCACGAACCAUCUCGGCCAUCCUCAAGACCUUCUUGCCCGAGGACACUCGAUCAGAAGAACCAGAAAUCCAAGUGGAAGCCUCUGCUCUGGGUCAAGAAUAUCCUGGACUUGCUCCCGCGUAUCUGGUGGCCCUCAUCAAAUUGACCCAGCCAUCCAUUACAGCAGCCCACGAAUUGGCAAAAGCCCUGACAACAAAGCCGCUCACUCAUGAAACCGGCAGUCGAGUCAUCAUUCCGCAAUACGCGCCUGUGCGAAUUUUCGAAGGAGACGACUUCCCCAGCCGAAGCAGUUUCGAAUCAGACACAUCGACCGUCGAUUUUGGGUCUGCUUCUGCCUCAACAGCAAAACUCAGGGCGGCAAGGCAAGCCGCAAUGGAACAAGCACGUGCAGCAUAUCGCAAAUCACGCUCCGAUCGCCUUAUGGGCGGCGCUGCCGGAUAUUAUUCGCAGGUCGGUCGCGACCACGGGGCUGCACUGCAUCAAUCGCAAGCUGCAGAGGCAAACGCCAUCGUUGCUGCACAGUCUUCUGCUUUCGAGAUUGACUUGCACGGUGUGACUGUAGAGAAUGCUGUACGUAUAGCUCGGCAAAGGACGAAUGCUUGGUGGAACGGACUAGGGGAGAAUAAGGUCAAUGGCCGAGUAGGCGCUGCUGAACGUGCCAGCGGGUUCCGCAUCAUAACGGGUGUGGGCAGACAUAGUGCUGGUGGCAAGGGCGUCCUCGGACCGGCAGUCAAGAAAGGUCUUGAGCAAGAUGGUUGGAGAUUGGAUGUCAGCAGUGGUGCAAUCACUGUCAGAGGAAAGAACAGAACAUAUUAA
Molecule: messenger RNA, 1584 nt
Organism: Aureobasidium melanogenum CBS 110374
Lineage: Eukaryota; Fungi; Ascomycota; Dothideomycetes; Dothideales; Saccotheciaceae
Exons: 2
Coding region: 1-1584 (527 amino acids)
Molecular function (GO): protein binding
Source: RefSeq, a predicted model, not a curated record